GUUUUAUUUUAAAUAUUUAUUUUUAAAUUUUAAAAAAGUUUUGCGUAGAAAGAGGAUAAUUGCCGUCCGGUGGAAUCCGGUGUAUCAGAUACGGCUACUGAGCAUGGGUGACGUGGAGCCGGUUGCCUCGUCGGAAUUGGUGCUGGCGCCAUUAAUUACCAUUUUAACCCUAAAAGCCUCUCCUCGUCCACGGGGAGUCGGAGCCGACUCCACAUCUUUCCUCCUCUGCCCGUUCUCUUUCCCUCUCUCGCUCUCUCUCUCGCUCUCUCUCUUCUUUGAUUGCUAGGGUUUUGGCGCUUGAUUCUUCUGGAUGAGGCAGGCGGGUCCUUACGCCAACGACAGGCCUCAGUUGAGGCCAGCCGGUGCGCGGAGAGGCUUUGUUCCGGCAAACUUCAGGUCAGUACGGCCUCCGUUCCAGCAACGGAGAGAAUAUGGGUUCCCGCCUCCGGUAGACCCCUUGGACUUCCAUAAGGAGGAUUCGAACUUCCUCGUCGAUCUUGUGUGCGCCGGCGGUGGGUCGCGGAGGACGGAUGUGGAGGGCUUAAUCUCCAAAUGCAAGUCGGUGCCGGAGAAUUUUGUCGUUUAUGUGUCGGGUACUGUGGCAGCGAGGCUUUUUUUCGGGCAGUGGGUUGAGGCGCGAGAAGCUAUGGUUUCGUUCUGGGAACUGAGGCUCGACGGUGCUCAUCUUUUCACUCCGAGCAUCAAAUCGAGUGUUUUGUUGCCGUCAGACGUUGAGGAGCUUCGGGAUGCGCUUAAAUCCCUAUUUGCGGACCGUGUUCGGGGGUUUCUCGACGGGGACGCGGUGAAAGUGUGGCGCAAGAAGCUGGAACAUGUCCUCAACGAGAUGGCAGAAGUUUCAAGUUUGCUUGGAAAGCCGAAUAAACCUGGCGUGGCUGAAGAGCUCGUGAAUCAGAGAAAGGGGCUUAUUUGUGAGAGGGAUUUGAUUUUGAAUAGGAUAAACGAGUUUAAGUCUGCUAUGAGCUGUAUACUCGCUCAUCUUGAAGGAAAAAAAUCACAAGACGGCAAUGGUGAAGGAUUGGAGGUAUUUAGGUUCGAAGGUGAUUUCAACUGGAGUAGAAUUCAUUGCCUGAUGCUGCGGGAGUGUAAGCGGCUUGAGGAUGGUCUGCCAAUUUACGCUUUCCGCCAACAAAUUCUCCGCCAAAUUCAAUCCCAUCAGAUAAUGGUGUUGGUUGGAGAGACUGGUUCAGGAAAGAGCACACAGUUGGUUCAAUUUCUUGCUGAUUCAGGUGUAGCUUCCACUGAGUCCAUUAUAUGCACUCAGCCUCGUAAGAUUGCUGCCAUCUCGUUGGCACGCAGGGUUGCAGAAGAAAGUAGUGGGUGCUAUAAAGAUAAUUCAAUUAUCUGCUGUCCUGCAUAUUCAUCAAUUCGACAAUUUGACUCCAAGGUAAUAUAUAUGACUGACCACUGUUUACUGCAGCACUACAUGAGUGAUAAGAAAUUUUCUGGGAUUUCAUGCAUUAUUGUUGAUGAGGCUCAUGAAAGAAGCUUGAACACUGAUCUCCUUUUGGCAUUGGUUAGAGACUGUCUUCUUCAAAAUCAUGAUUUGAGGCUUCUCAUAAUGUCUGCCACAGCUGAUGCAAAGCAGCUUUCAGAUUAUUUUUUUGGUUGUAAUACCUUUCAUGUGGUCGGGAGAAGCUUUCCAGUUGAUCUCAGGUAUGUUCCUUCUGAGUCUGAAGGAUCUUCUGGUUCUGGUAUUGUUGCUUCAUAUGUUUCUGAUGUUUUGAGGAUGGUGGCCGAGAUCCAUAAAACAGAGAAAGAAGGGACCAUUCUUGCCUUUUUAACUUCUCAGAUGGAAGUGGAAUGGGCUCGUGAAAAUUUUAGGUCUGCUUCUGCAGUUUCUUUAGCUUUGCAUGGAAAACUUUCAUAUGAAGAACAAUUUCGAGUUUUCCAGAACUAUUCAGGGAAAAGAAAAGUUAUAUUUGCCACAAAUCUUGCUGAGACAUCAUUGACUAUUCCAGGUGUUAGAUACGUGGUUGAUCCAGGCAUGGUUAAGGAGAGUCGGUUUGAACCUGGAUCUGGCAUGAAUAUCCUCCGAGUUUGCAGGACCAGCAAAAGUUCUGCUAAUCAACGAACCGGCCGUGCUGGGAGAACAGAACCUGGAAAGUGUUACAGGCUCUACUCAGAAGGUGAUUUUGAAUUGAUGCCGCCACAUCAAGAACCCGAGAUUUGUAGGGUUCAUCUUGGUGUCGCUGUUCUAAGGAUUCUUGCUUUGGGAAUGAAGAAUGUCCAAAAUUUUAAUUUUAUUGAUGCACCUAGUGCCAAAGCCAUUGACAUGGCCACUAGGAACCUGAUUCAGUUAGGAGCUAUUACUUGGAAAAAUGAGGAGUUGGAAUUAACUGAGGAUGGUCAUCACCUGGUUAAAUUGGGUAUUGAGCCGCGGCUUGGUAAACUAAUUCUUGGUUGCUUUAGGGAUCAGUUGGGUAGAGAAGGCCUUGUUCUUGCUGCUGUUAUGGCGAAUGCCAGUAGCAUAUUUUGCAGGGUUGGUAAUGGUGAGGAUAAGCUAAAAUCUGACUGCCUCAAGGUGCAAUUUUGCCACUGCAAUGGUGACCUCUUUACCCUGCUCUCAGUUUACAAGGAAUGGGAGAGUUUGCCAAGUGAGAAGAAAAAUAAAUGGUGUUGGGAGAACAGCAUCAACGCCAAAUCUAUGAGGAGAUGCCAUGAAACUGUGAUUGAAUUGGAGCAGUGCCUCCAAAAUGAAAUUAAUUUCAUAAUUCCAAGUUACUGGCAUUGGAAUCCUCAUCAGCUUACUUUUUAUGAUAAAAAAUUGAAAAAAAAUAUUCUCUCUUCCCUUGCGGAAAAUGUAGCCAUGUACUCUGGAUAUGAUAGACUUGGUUAUGAGGUAGCUUUAACUGGACAGCAUGUUCAGCUCCAUCCUUCAUGUUCGUUGUUAAUAUUUGGUGAGAAGCCACAAUGGGUAGUCUUCAGUGAGAUCCUAUCAAUUUCUAACAAAUAUUUGGUCUGUGUAACUGCAUUUGACUUUGAAUCUAUAUCAACCCUCUUUCCUCCGCCAUUGUAUGAUGUUGGUAAGAUGGAGAGUCAGAAGCUGCAGGUGAGGAUAAUCAGUGGCUUUGGGAGUACUCUCCUAAAAAAGUUUUGUGGUAAGUUCAACAAUAGUCUGCAUCAACUUGUUUCACGUAUCCGGACAGCUUGUAUGGAUGAAAGGAUUGGCAUUGAAGUCAAGAUUAAUCAGAAUGAGAUUCUGUUAUAUGCUUCUUCACAUGAUAUGGAGAAGGCUUUUUUCCUUGUAAAUGAUGCACUGGAGUAUGAACGUAAAUGGCUACAGAACGAAUGCACAGAGAAAUGCUUAUAUCAUGGAGGACCUGGUAUCUCUCCUUCUGUGGCUCUGUUUGGAGCUGGUGCUCAGAUCAAGCAUCUGGAACUUGAAAAGAGAUGUUUGACUGUUGAUGUAUCUUAUUCAAAUGUGAACUCUAUUGAUGACAAGGAGUUAUUGAUUUUCUUUGAGAAAUAUACCUAUGGCAGUAUUUGUGCGAUCCACAAGUUCACUGGCAGUGGACAAGAUAGUGAGGACAAAGAAAAGUCUAGCAAAAUAACAUUUCUUUCUCCUGAUGCUGCUAGAAAAGCUGCCGAGCUAAAUGGUUUUGAAUUCAAAGGUACCAUUUUGACUGUAAUUCCUUCUCGAAUGUAUGGAGGUGAUCAUAAGAUGUUCUCUUUUCCUGCUGUAAAAGCAAAAGUUUAUUGGCCUCGUAGGCGCAGCAAAGGGUUUGCUAUUGUUAAAUGUAAUGUAAGUGAUGUUAGUAUUAUGGUUGCUGAAUUCUCUAGCCUGUAUAUAUUGGGAAAUAAUGUUCGUUGUGAGGUUGGUCAGAAGUCUGCGGACAGCGUUGUGAUAAGCGGAAUUGACAAAGAUAUUUCAGAAGCUCAAAUUUUAGAUAUUCUGAGGAAAGCUACGAAUAGGAGAAUUCUAGAUUUUUUCUUGGUGAGAGGAGAUUGUGUAGAAAGUCCACCCUGUGGUGCUUGUGAAGAAGCACUUCUUAAAGAGAUCUCUCAUUUCAUGCCUAAAGGGAACCCUCAUGGCAAUCGUUGCCGAAUUCAUGUCUUCCCACCCGAACCGAAGGAUUGUUUCAUGAGAGGUAUGAUCACAUUUGAUGGAAGACUACAUUUGGAGGCAGCAAAAGCUUUAGAACAAAUUGAAGGGAAGGUAUUGCCUGGAUGUUUUUCGUGGCAGAAGAUAAUGUGCCAGCGGUUGUUUCAUAGCUUUGUAUCCUGUCCUGCACCUGUCUAUUUUGUAAUCAAGAAGCAACUGGAUUCUUUACUUGCAAGAUUUAGGCGUCAAAAAGGUGUAGAGUGCAAUCUGGACAGGAAUGAGAAUGGUUCAUAUCGAGUUAAGAUAUCUGCAAAUGCUACAAAAACUGUGGCAGAACUGAGAAAACCUCUGGAAGAGCUCAUGAAAGGAAAGUCCAUGGAGCAUUCCAGCCUCACUCCAACCAUUCUUCAGCUUCUCUUCUCCAGAGAUGGGAUGGUACUGAUGAAGUCAAUUCAGCGAGAGACAGGAACCUUCAUUAUUUUUGACAGGCAGAGCUUAAAUGUGAAAGUAUUUGGUCCUGCGGACAAAAUUGUUGUUGCUGAGCAGAGGUUGAUUCAAUGUCUCCUGACCCUCCAUGAAAGUAAGCAACUUGAAAUCAGUCUCCGGGGAAGGGAUCUACCUCCUGACCUGAUGAAGCAAGUCGUUAAGGUAUUUGGACCAGAACUCCAUGGGCUCAAAGAGAAGGUUCCUGGGGCUGAGUUUACUCUUGAUGCCCGCCGUCACAUGAUCUACAUUCAUGGUAAUAAAGAACUGAAGCAAAAAGUAGAACAUGCAGUUCAGGAAAUUGCAGAGAUGACAAGUGGUGGUCAUUCAGCUGAGAGGCUUGAUGGUGAAGUCGCUUCCUGCCCUAUUUGCCUGUGUGAACUGGAGGACAGCUACCAGGUGGAAGCUUGUACACAUUCCUUCUGCCGGCUGUGCUUGGUGGAGCAGUGUGAAUCUGCAAUAAAAAACCAGGACGGUUUCCCAGUCUGCUGUGCUAAUGAAGGUUGCAGGGCUCCCAUCUUGCUUACGGACUUGAGGUCCCUACUGUCGUGUGAUAAGUUGGAGGAGCUUUUUAGGGCUGCCAUGGGAGCAUAUGUAGCAUCAAGUGGGGGCAUGUACAGGUUUUGCCCCUCACCGGACUGCCCUGCAGUGUACCGAGUGGCAGAUCCAGGAACAGACGGGGAGCCUUUUCUGUGCGGGUCAUGCUAUGCGGAGACUUGCACUAGGUGUCACAUGGAGUACCAUCCAUUCCUUUCAUGUGAGAGGUACCAGGCAUACAAGGAAGACCCAGACUCCUCUCUGAAGGAGUGGUGCAAGGGAAAGGAAAAUGUCAAGCUGUGUCCUGUCUGUGGACACACAAUUGAGAAGGUGGAUGGGUGCAACCAUAUAGAGUGCAGGUGCGGGAAGCACAUCUGCUGGAACUGCUUGGAGUUCUUCGGGACUAGCGAUGACUGCUAUGGCCAUUUGAGGUCUGUACACCAAGCCAUCAUAUAAACAUAUGAAUCUGAAACAAGCUAGGGCCUGUUCAGUUGUGAACAAGAUUAAUUUUUCAUUUCCAGAUUUUCAAAUACUUAUCAAAAAUGUCACCGUGUUUUUUAAAGAUUUCUAUAGGAAAUCUAGAAACCAAAUACAAAUUUUAGAGAAACUAGAAACAAGGUGGCAUUUUUUGUAAUUAUUUGAAAAGUGGAAAUGAUAAAAAUGGAGCUGUUUUCCUAAGCAUGGCCUUAAUGUUUAUAUGACUUGCCAUCUGUGUAUAUAUAAAUUGUGUAUAGAGUAAAACCAUCAUAUGUGCAUGUUCAGUCCAUCAGCAUCUGACCUCAAGGGCCACUUAAGGAUUGCACUCUUGCCCUUUAUUUCUGUUCCUUUCACCCAUUUGUUAAAGAGUAGUACUAAUCCAGAAUAUGGUAUCACAGUGUGUGCCUUACGAGCC
Malania oleifera is the source of this 5975-nucleotide messenger RNA. Its product is annotated as ATP-dependent RNA helicase DEAH12, chloroplastic-like. The coding region runs from base 311 to 5539 and encodes 1742 amino acids. The record is from RefSeq and is a predicted model, not a curated record. The transcript has 3 exons. Lineage: Eukaryota; Viridiplantae; Streptophyta; Magnoliopsida; Santalales; Ximeniaceae. Gene Ontology annotation, biological process: spliceosomal complex disassembly. Gene Ontology annotation, molecular function: ATP binding; RNA binding; zinc ion binding. Gene Ontology annotation, cellular component: intracellular anatomical structure; catalytic step 2 spliceosome.